Quercus lobata is the source of this 3554-nucleotide messenger RNA. RefSeq names its product MDIS1-interacting receptor like kinase 2-like. Lineage: Eukaryota; Viridiplantae; Streptophyta; Magnoliopsida; Fagales; Fagaceae. Gene Ontology annotation, molecular function: protein kinase activity; protein binding; ATP binding. Gene Ontology annotation, biological process: protein phosphorylation. The coding region runs from base 88 to 3171 and encodes 1027 amino acids. The record is from RefSeq and is a predicted model, not a curated record. The transcript is spliced from 2 exons.
UGAAAGGAAGAAUGAGAAAUACUAUCUACCUCAAAUGAAGCUCUCUAUCAUCAUUAUCCAUUAAAGUAAUUACACCAACAAAAAACUAUGGGAAUAGGAUCAUCAUCAACCUUUGAGAAGGUAUUCUCUCACAUUUCCCUUGUUUUGAUUGUUUUGUUUGUUUCAUCAUCAAUUGUUGCUUCUGCAUCUAAGUCCAAUGAAGAAGCUGAAGCUCUUGUCACAUGGAAAGCCAGCCUCCAAAAUGAAGACCAGUCUCAGCUAUCAUCAUGGACUUUGCUUCCUAAUAACGCCACCAAUUCUUCUACCAAUCUUAAUUCAAGCACUAGCCCAUGUACUUGGUUUGGUAUUUCUUGCAACCCUGUUGGAAGUGUCACCAAAAUAAAUCUUACUCAUUCAAGCUUGAAGGGUUCACUGCAUGAGUUUUCAGUUUCCUCGUUCAUUAAUCUUGAAUAUGUUGAUCUUAGUAAGAACUCACUCUUUGGUACCAUUCCACCACAGAUUAGUAACCUCUCCAAUCUCAUCUAUUUGAACCUGUCCAUGAAUCAGUUCUCUGGGAAAAUCCCACCAGAAAUUGGCCUACUAACAAACCUUAAGGUCUUGUGUUUGAGUAUGAAUAAGUUAGAUGGCUCAAUUCCUCAAGAAAUAGGUCAGCUAAGGUCACUUAAUGUGCUUGAUUUGCAAAGCAAUUAUCUAGAUGGUCCCAUUCCUCCUUCUUUGGGUAAUUUAAGUAAUCUUGGUUACUUAUGUCUCGAUCAAAAUUCACUAUCUGGUUCCAUUCCUUUAGAAUUUGGAAAUCUCACUAACCUGGUUGAACUUUACAUAAAUAACAAUAGUUUAGCUGGUUCCCUCCCUACGGAAAUAGGGAAUUUGAAAUCAUUGAAGUGUCUGAGCCUUCAAAAAAACAAUCUUGUUGGUUCUAUCCCAACGUCAUUAUGUGAACUAGGAAAUCUUACCUAUAUUGAUCUCUCCCAGAAUAGCCUUUCGGGUGCCAUUCCACAAGAGAUUGGACACCUGAAGUCUCUUGUCGUUCUUCAAUUGAGUGUAAAUAAACUCAAUGGUUCUUUUCCAAGUUCAGUUGGAAAUUUGAGCCAAUUAGAAAUUUUUUAUGUUGGUCACAACCUAAUCUCUGGUUCCAUUCCUCAAGAGGUGGAAAAUCUCGUGAAGUUGACUGUGUUUCGAGUGGCCCGAAACAAAUUGACAGGUUAUUUGCCUCAAAAUAUUUGCCAAAAUGGAUUGCUUCAAAACUUUACUGCAAACAAUAAUAGUCUAACAGGUCCAAUUCCCAAAAGCUUGAGAAACUGCACAACUUUAAAUAGAGUUCGUCUAGAUGGAAAUCAACUGACUGGAAAUAUAUCUGAAGUUUUUGGCAUCUAUCCAAACUUGUAUUACAUAAACAUUGCCGACAAUAAACUUUAUGGUGAACUUUCACCUAACUGGGGAAGGAGCUCAAUACUAACAGAUCUAGAACUUGGGGGAAAUAAUAUUAGUGGUACCAUACCACCUGAGAUAGGAAACAUAACUAAACUAAGUGUUCUUGAUCUUUCUUCAAAUCAUUUAGUUGGGGAGAUUCCUAAGGAAUUGGGUAGGUUGAUUUCUUUGGUGGAGCUUAUAUUGAGCAACAAUCAACUUUCAGGUGGUAUACCUUCAGAGGUUGGAUCCUUGACUAACCUUGAUUAUGUUGACUUGUCCAAUAACAAAUUGAGCAAGUCCAUUCCAGGAAGUGUAGGUAGCUUCUCAGGCCUAUUUUAUAUGAAUUUGAGCUACAAUAAGUUCAGCCAAGGAGUUCCAAUUCAGAUGGGAAAGUUAGUUCAGUUGUCCGUGCUAGAUUUGAGUCAUAACCAUCUCACAGGAGAGAUACCAACGGAGUUUAUGAACUUGCAAAGCUUGCAAACCAUGGAUAUAUCCCAUAACAAUUUCUCUGGUACUCUAACAGCUUUUGAGAAACUGUACGGCUUGUUGGAUUUCAACAUAGCAUACAAUCAAUUCCAGGGUCAGACUCCCAACAUCAAAGCAUUUCAAGAUGCUCCAAUUGAAGCAUUGGAGGGGAACAAGGGAUUGUGUGGAGAGGUGAAAGGACUACAACCUUGUCAACUGGUCACCACAGACAAAAAACAUAGAAUUCAUGAUCUCAUGUUCACGAUCAUAUUUCCCCUUUUGGGAGUAUUUGUACUACUAGUUGCAUUUAUGGGACUGACAAGUUUUAUAAGAAAAGGGAGAAAGACACGAAAUAUACAAAAUGAAAUCUUGUAUCCCAUAUCAACCUUUGAUGGGAAAGAAAUGUAUGAAGAAAUUCUAGCAGCCACUGAGAAUUUUGAUGCCAAGUAUUGCAUUGGGAGUGGUGGAUAUGGAAGCGUUUAUAAAGCACAAUUGCCUUCGGGUGAUAUUAUAGCUGUAAAGAAAAUCCACGCUUCAUCAUGUGAUGGUGAUUUGACAGAUCAAAAGGAGUUUCAUAAUGAGAUAGUGGCAUUAACAGAAAUACGGCACCGAAACAUUGUGAAACUAUAUGGUUUUUAUUCAAGCACACAACACUCGUUGUUGAUGUAUGAGUACCUUGAGAAGGGCAGCUUGGCCGCAAUCCUAAGCAAAGAAGAAGAAGCUAAAGAAUUGGAUUGGAGUAGAAGGGUGAAUAUUGUUAAAGGGGUUUCACAUGCCUUGGCAUAUAUGCACCAUGAUUGCUCACCGCCAAUUGUUCAUAGAGACAUAUCAAGCAAGAAUAUUUUGCUGGAUUCUGAUUAUGAAGCUCAUGUCUCUGAUUUUGGCACUGCUAAACUUCUGAAGCAAGACUCAUCAAAUUGGACAAGCUUUGCAGGCACAUAUGGAUAUGUAGCACCAGAGCUUACUUACACAAUGCAGGUGACUGAGAAAUGUGAUGUCUAUAGUUUUGGAGUUUUAGCACUUGAAGUGAUCAAAGGAAAUCAUCCUGGUGAUUUCAUCUAUUCUACAUUGUCCCCAUCAACUAACAUAUUGCUGAAGGAUGUAUUGGACCAACGCCUUCAACCUCCCACAGGUCAAGUUCGAGAUGAACUGAUAAAGAUUGUAACUAUUGCAACUGCUUGCUUACAUGCUAAUCCACAAUCUAGGCCAACCAUGCUCAGGAUUUCUAGGCUGUUAUCAUCCACAAUUGUGCAGAUUCCUACAACAGUCACAUCUGGAGAACUAGUCAGGGUCUAAAUCAUAAUGCUACUAUGUCUGCUACAAACAAAUGUACUUGCUGACAUCAUCAAAUACCCAAGAUAUUUCAUAAUGAUUCUCCAUGUAUAGACACAAUCCUCUCCAUUUGCUUUUGAUGUGGAGAGUGACCCAAAAAGAAAAAAGAAACAUACACAAUCCAAAAUUGAUGUGAUUGAUGUUACUUGAAAGUUGAAACCUGAGGUUAUAUGGCAUUUCAUGAAACUGGUAUAAUGUGCAAAUUUGUAAGGCGUACUCAACAAUGAACCCACAUUUCUCCACAAAAAUCAAUGUACAAUUAGCAAUACACAAACACUGACUUGCUUAGGUGAUAAUUUAAUUUUGUGUUGAUUACACAUUUUUUCUUCAACAUUUUAUCUUUUGUU